ACCGCCUCUCCAGUAUACGAGCUGGUUUUAUUCUCUAGGCAGCUAUGCUUCCUACCUCAGCACCACCAACCAACACACCGGAAUCGAAAUCACCCGCAAAAUAUGUUGGGGAAUUCCAGUGACAGCACUAUCAAUGACACCAAAUAUGCAAUGGACAUCAACCAUCCACAAUGCGACGAUUUCGAUUUCGACGAGGCUGUUGACCUGGCCUUGUCAUCCAUCGAACCGUUGACUGCGUCCGGGAUAUCCGACAUCAGCGAACUGACCAGCUCCGUGCACAAUGAUCAUAACGAUGAGCUGAUUUGCUUCGGAGAGGUCUCGGGAAUUCAAGUCGUCGUGUCAGCUGAUCAAAGACCACCGCCUUCACAGGCUAUCCAGAUCAACUUCACUGGACAGACCAAGAUCCAUUGGCUUCAACCAUCACCCGGGCAGGGAGAGCUAGACCGUCGACAUGUCACUGCUCUUUCCGUCCUGAGCAAGGAACGUGGCAUUGUGCUGGAGACUUUCCUGUCUGUGAAGGCGAGUGCACCAGACGUCUCAAAAAAUCUCAAGAGAAAGAGAGUCGGUCACGCAUCUCUCAGUGUUGUAAUUUACGGUCCGAUGCGCCUAUACGAAGAUGUGGGUCGCUUUUGCCAGGCUUGCGACUAUUUCCUCCAGGAUCCCAUCAACGCCUCUCGAAAUGUCCUCUAUCGUAAUUCACAUCGCAUAUCUGGCAUGGAUCAGAUUGCACCAAAAACUUUUGAGCUGCGGCCUAGCAGUGUUGUGAAGAAUAUUGAAACACAACCUGAAAUGGAAACCUUUGACGAUUUCUUGUCCCAGCUGAAUGCAAAAUCCAAUGUUCCGGAAGCAGAUGACCCCCCAUGCUUGAAAACGCGUCCACUGAGGCACCAAAAGCAAGCUCUGCACUUUAUGCUUCGUCGAGAAAUUGGGUGGGACUUUGAGGGGCCGGACAAAGACAUCUGGUCGAAGACGAUAUCCGCAUCCUGCAUCACAUACGUUAACAACAUCUCUGGCGAUCUUCAAACUGUCAAGCCACCGAAUUUUUACGGUGGUAUUCUUGCCGAUGAAAUGGGCCUUGGCAAGUCUCUCAGCAUCAUCUCACUAAUUGCACAGGGUCUUGAAUUGGACUCUACUGCCACAGAGCGUACUCCUCACACCAUUCAGCAGAAUAGUUAUGCCGUCGAUUCUACGCUCUUGAUUGUACCUCUGCCAUUGAUCGCUAUGUGGGAGGAACAAUUUGAUAGACAUGUUCACAAAGGGGCCAUGACCUUGUAUCGACACCACGGAAGCACUAGGCUAUCGGCACAAGCUCGUCUUGGCCGACGUGAUGUUGUACUCACGACAUAUCAAACUAUCGAGCAUGAGUGGAGGAAGAGACCCUCCCAUGAAACAUUCAGCCUUCUACAUGUGCAAUGGAGACGCAUCGUCCUUGACGAAGCGCACUACAUUAGAGAAGUAUCCAACAAUACCACCAAAGCACUGAUGUCCAUCGAAGCUAUAUCAAGAUGGGCAGUCACAGGUACCCCCCUUCAGAAUCACCUCACGGAUCUUUCGACAUUGUUUGAGUUCUUACGGGUUCAUCCUUAUGACGAUCUCAGAGUGUUUAAUGCUCAUAUCGCCAGAGUUUGGAAAGACCGAAGGGACGACGAAGCAGCCAACCGAUUGAAACGGCUACUCCGCAUCAUCAUGCUGCGGCGACCUCAAAACAUCAUCAACCUCCCACCAUCAGCUCACGUAACACGAGAACUCACAUUCACGGAUGGAGAGCGGGAGCUUUACAAGGAAGCUGAAUCAAGAGCCCGCAAAGUUAUUGGGGAGAUGUUUGAUGAGGGUAGUUCCACGUCUCAGAAGCCAACAUAUCUGAAUGCAUUGCAGCAGAUCAACGAUCUCCGGUUGAUCUGCAACAUGGGUGUCCACCAUCGAACCUCUUUCGAAGAGCAUAAUGACCCAGUCUCGACGUCAGCAAAUUGGGACACGGAAGCCGCGUACGAUGCACUCGAGUCUCUUGCAAUAGCCGCGGAUCUCACCUGUUCACUCUGUGGAAGACUUUGUUUGGCUGACGAUGUCGCGACGCAAGAUCCUACAGAAACAGCAUACCUCUCAAGAUGCUUGCGCCUCUGCUGUCCCACGUGCAUAUCUGAAUCACUCUUAGAACCGUCAUGCACCGUGAAAGUAUGCGACCACAUACCUCCAUGUAGUAUCACUGCCUUCCCUUUGGACAGAUUAGCAGCGUUGAAAGCAAACGGCCCUCAGAACUCUAUACCCCGCACACGUUCCCUCCCAACAAAAGUAAGAGCACUGGUUCAGGACUUGCAAGUGCUUCCUCGACAAACUAAAAGUGUCGUCUUUUCCUUUUGGAAGGCAACACUCGACAUCAUACAGGACGGCCUUGAAGAAGCUGGCAUCAGAUUUCUCAGAAUCGAUGGGAGCGUCUCAGGCCCGAACCGUGCUGCCAUACGGAAGACCUUCCACACCAGCACCCAGUACCAGGUCAUCCUAUUGACAAUUUCCUGCUCGUCUGUUGGACUCGAUCUUACUGCUGCAUCUCGCGUCUUUUUGAUGGAGCCUCAUUGGAAUCCCGCAGUAGAGGAUCAGGCAUUGGCCCGUGUUCACCGCAUGGGACAACAAUGCGAAGUGGUGAAUACGCGAUACAUUAUCAAAGGUUCGUUGGAAGAGAAUGUAAUCAAGAAGCAACGGUACAAAAAAAGACUGGCGGAAGUCUUGUUCUCAAAAGAUGGCCUUGGGACGAAAAAUGUGCAAAGUCAGAUUGAAGCAAGUGCAUCGAAUGCGAUCAAGUUGGACAGUAUACGCUAA
Periconia digitata is the source of this 2814-nucleotide messenger RNA. Lineage: Eukaryota; Fungi; Ascomycota; Dothideomycetes; Pleosporales; Periconiaceae. The record is from the annotation of a GenBank genome assembly.